UCCGCCCGGAGGGGGGGGCGGGCUGCGCGAGCGAGCGUGGGCCGGGAGGGCCAGAGAGCCAGCGCUGGAGAUGGGCUUUUAAUGGUGGAGAAAGAAUACUGAGUUCAGCAGGGAAUUCUGCAGCUGUAGGAGGAUAACAGUACUUAAAGGCUUCUGGCUCCAGGGAGCAGCAUCAGGGCCAGGGUGACAAUGGUCUCAGUGACUAUGGCCACUUCCGAGUGGAUCCAGUUCUUUAAGGAAGCCGGCAUUCCUCCAGGACCUGCUGUCAAUUACGCCGUGAUGUUUGUGGAUAAUAGGAUCCAGAAGAGCAUGCUUCUUGAUCUGAACAAGGAAAUCAUGAAUGAGCUGGGCGUGACCGUGGUGGGCGACAUCAUCGCCAUCCUCAAGCAUGCCAAGGUGGUGCACCGUCAGGACAUGUGCAAAGCUGCCACUGAGUCGGCGCCCUGCAGCCCCAGCCCCCUCCCAGGCGAGAUUCGCCGAGGCACCUCCAGCGCCGCCUCCCGAAUGAUUGCCAAUAGCCUGAACCGUGACUCCCCACCUGGAACUCCCCCCAGGCGGUCAGACACCAGCACCUCUAAGAUCUCCGUCACUGUGUCCAACAAGAUGGCAGCAAAGAGUGCCAAGGCCGCUGCUGCACUGGCCCACCGGGAGGAGGAGAGCAUGGCUGUUCCCACCAAGAGACGCAGGGUGACUGCUGAGAUGGAGGGGAAAUACAUCAUCAACAUGCCCAAAGGCACCACCCCCCGGACCCGCAAAAUCCUGGAGCAACAGCAGGCGGUGAAAGGUAUCCACAGGACAUCUGUGUUUGACCGCCUCGGCGCCGAGACCAAGGCAGACACAACGACGGGGAAUAAACCCACGGGAGUCUUCAGCCGCCUGGGGGCUACCCCAGAGAUGGAUGAGGAUCUGGCUUGGGACAGCGACAAUGAGAGCAGCAGCUCUGUCCUACAAUAUGCUGGGGUCCUGAAGAAGUUAGGCCGGGGCCCAACCAAGACCAGUCCCCAGCCAGCGCUCACUGUCAAAGCCAAGGCCACAAGCUCAGCGACAAUGGCCAACACCCCGACACUGCGGCGCCUGGCCCUUUCCUCUCGCCCAGGGCUCGAGAGGAAGCCAGAGUCUCUGUCCAAAGUCAGCAUCAUCAAGAGACUAGGCAAGACCGCCCUUGUCCCUGAGGCCCAGGACAGCCAGGUCACAAGCACCAAGAGUAAGUCCUCAGCCAAGGUCAAGGUCACCAUUAAGAGGACUCUAGGGACCCGGGGGAGCAGCUCCAGCGAGGGCCUUGGUGCCCAGAUGGACCACGCAGGCACUGUGAGCGUGUUCAAAAGACUGGGCCGCAGGACCUUCUAGCCCAUGGGUGGGGCGCAGGCCCCUGUCCAGGCUCUUGGCUCCGUCAGUCUUCAGUGAGGGCGUGGCCCCGCUUCUGGAUGGCACUGCUGGUCUUCCUCAGGCAUUUGGGCCAGGUCCCAGUUUUGUGGGGAUGCAUCUCGUUUUUCUGAGUCUGAGGUGGUCGUUGUAGCCUGGCCUUGCCACUCUGGGACUUUCGCUUCUCUCAUGUCCUCUGUUCUGUCCUCUCUGACUGUGGCCUUGGCAAGGCCCAGUUUUCUACCUCUCCCAAAUGCCGAGUGCCCUUUUCCUCUCCCACAUCCCUCUCCCUCCCUCCCUCUCAGCAGCAUCCACUGCCUCAAACCCCAGCUCCUUGGCCUUUUGGUCCCCCAGAGUGGGUGCCACCUGGUGGGUUUCCCUCAUCUGUCCCCACUCUGCCACUUCCUGACGUCCCUACUCCUCUGUUCCCCAGCUUUUACUACUUUAACUUUUCUGUCUCCCCCUCUUCACUCUGUUCAUUUCUCUUCUGUUUUCUGUCCCUGUGGCAAGGCCCGACUGUGCGCUGCAUCCUGCCUGACCCUCCUGCACCUCCGGCCUCCCAGCGGCCUCCUCGUCGACAGUGGCGUCGGGUCUGUAGAGACUGUUAGCAGGCCUCACUUCCAGGCUGGAGGCACCGCCUCAGACCCUGGG
Pteronotus mesoamericanus is the source of this 2013-nucleotide messenger RNA. RefSeq names its product chromosome unknown C19orf47 homolog (gene CUNH19orf47). The record is from RefSeq and is a predicted model, not a curated record. Gene Ontology annotation, cellular component: nucleus. The transcript is spliced from 10 exons. The coding region runs from base 190 to 1347 and encodes 385 amino acids. NCBI's taxonomy places the organism in Eukaryota, Metazoa, Chordata, Mammalia, Chiroptera, Mormoopidae.